AUAAAAUUAUUUUCAUUGUAUCGAAUGAUACACUUGAUGCACUUUUGCUAACUCCAACAAAUUGAUUUUUAAAUGAAAAUUAUGGCGAUUUUGCAGACCAUUUAUUAUCGUUUAAUUCGUGAAACGAUUAUUCCUUUGCUGCUUAUGAUUAUUACACCGAAUGCAGCUAUUCUAUUACCAUACAUUGUCAUCUAUCAAAGAGCUGAAUUAAUUUCAACAUUCAAGAAAUAUUCGGUAUUGAAUUUAGUAAAUCAUGUUUGGUCUUCGAUAGAUUUUUUUGAUGGCGAAUGUUGGUCGAUAGUUAUUAUCACAUUAAUCUGGGCACUACUUUCUUUAUUGAUAAUACCGGGUAAAAAAUAUUAUGGACCGACAACAAAUAAUUUUCGUCCACAAUAUUGGCAUACUGGAUUUAAAUUUUAUCUAAUUUCAAUGGUUAUCACCGUACCGAUUAUUUGGCAUUAUUCUGUAUUACAUUUGUAUUACAAAAUUCCCAAUCUGAUUGCUAUUCUAGUGGUUUUUGGUUUUGUUUUCUGUCUAUUUCUGUUUUUUAAAGGUUUGAUCGCACCGGAUCCUGGCCUGUAUGAUAUGACCGGAAAUCCUAUAUUUGAUUUCUAUUGGGGUAUUGAAUUGUAUCCACAAUUAGGUGAAUAUAUUAGUCUUAAAGUUUUGAUCAAUUCCCGUUUCGGACUUUGGCUAUGGCAAUUAAUCGUUUUGAUCUGUUGGAAAGCUCAUUAUGAGCUAUACAAUAGUCAAUAUGGAAAAGGAAAUAUCAUUUAUCCAAUAACAACAUCAACAUUAUUGACUACAAUUUACUUGGCCAAAUUCUAUUAUUGGGAAGAUGGAUAUAUGCAAACAAUCGAUAUUUGUGUCGAUCGAUUUGGAUUUAUGAUUGCCUGGGGCUGUAUAGCGUUUGUUCCCGGUUUUUUUACAUUGCCUAGUCUUUAUCUUGUCAAAAAUUCACCUAACAUCAGUUAUAUUGCCAUUAUCAAUCUAUUUAUAUUUGCACUUGGUACAUUUUCAAUUAUUGCCGAAUAUAUAGCCGAUUAUCAGCGGCAACUAGUCCGACAAACUAAUGGCGAUUGUUUAAUUUGGUCAAAAAAACCCGUAAUUAUUCGAGCUAAAUACAAAGACUCGAAAAAUGUCGAACGAAAUUCCGUUCUAUUAGCAUCUGGAUUUUGGGGUUUAGCUCGCCAUACAAACUAUGUUUUGGAAUUGUUAAUUGCAUUGGCGAUUGGUGCUCCAGCAUUGGCUACAAGUAUAAUUCCUUAUCUCUAUUUUUUCUUUCUUUUUGUUCUCAUUAUUCAUCGAUCCAUGCGAGAUGAUGAUAAAUGUUCAAAAAAAUAUGGACGUUAUUGGCAAGAAUAUUGCCGAUUAGUUCCAUAUAAAAUUUUUCCCUACAUAUAUUAAAACAGAAUCACAUAUUCAAUAGAAUUAUGUUACCAUAGCAAUUCUUUGAACAAACGCACAUACACCAAAACAUUGAAUAACACAAAUAAAUGUCUAUAUAU
This is a messenger RNA of Dermatophagoides pteronyssinus (European house dust mite), 1508 nucleotides long. RefSeq names its product lamin B receptor (gene LBR). Gene Ontology annotation, molecular function: 7-dehydrocholesterol reductase activity. Gene Ontology annotation, cellular component: endoplasmic reticulum membrane. Lineage: Eukaryota; Metazoa; Arthropoda; Arachnida; Sarcoptiformes; Pyroglyphidae. Gene Ontology annotation, biological process: cholesterol biosynthetic process; brassinosteroid biosynthetic process. The record is from RefSeq and is a predicted model, not a curated record.